AUGAAAGCUCUGAAAACCCGGGGAGCUUUUAUAAUAAUGGCUAACCAAAAAUUCAACGAUCCUGCUUACCGGAAGGCUUUACGGAAGCCGGAUAUCCGCAUCGUACUAUGGUACUCAUUCAUGUACCUGAUUGUUCAGAUGAACAAGAGUAACGUUUCUAAUGCGGCUAUCAUGAACACUGAAGAGGGUCAUGGGAUCAAGAAACAGCUGGGAAACCUGACUUCUGGUCAAUGGGCUUGGGUUCUGUCCUGCUUUUACUAUCCGUACCUCUUUUUCGAACCGCUGACCACUGUUCUGAUGAAAAGGUUCUCCCCUAGCAGAUGGCAGGCCCGUCUCAUGGUGACUUGGGGUAUCGUUUCCAUGGCACAGGCGGCGUGCAAGAAUUACUCUGGAAUAAUCGCCGCACGGUUCUUCUUGGGUCUCGCAGAAGCUGGUUUCUACCCCACCGUUUUGUACCAUUUGGGUUUCUGGUACCGCACGCAUGACCUGCGCGCGCGCAUUGCGUUCUUCUACGGUGCAGGCCAACUUGCAGGUUUUAUUUCUGGGCUUCUGGCAUAUGGAGUCAGUCACAUUGAUGGAAAACGUGGAAUUUACGGCUGGCAAUGGUUGUUCAUUAUCGAGGGAAUACUCCCCAUUCUUGGAGGUAUCUAUACGUGGUUUUUCCUUCCAGAUUAUCCUGCAGAUGCUAAGAUGCUAACUGAAGAAGAACGUGAACUGAUUCUCUCAGCUCUGCCUUCCUACGGACCUCAGACCAAAAGUAAAACUUGGGAUUGGAGUGAAAUCAAACCUCUGCUCAAAACGCCAUCUUUCUAUUCAUACACAGUUAUCUGGAUUUGUCACGGAAUCGGUGGUUGGGGUAUUUCCUUCAUUCUUCCUACUAUCAUCUAUGGUCUUGGAUUCACGGAUACUGCCAAAACCCAGCUUAUGACCAUGCCUCCUGCUUUCCUUACUUUCUUCUUCUUAUGCAUUGUCGGAUACGUUGGAACUUGGCGUGGAAACAAGGGCAAGCCACUUAACAUGUUCUAUGUUGCUGCUGUUACCGAAACGGUCAAUCUGAUCUCGUACAUCGUUCUUUUGUGCACGAACAAUAGAGUCGCUCAGUACUUGAUGGUGUUGAUUGCAAACGGAAUAGGCCAAACUGUAUUUCCAUUACUAUGGCCUGAUAGAAUGCGUGCUGCCCAGGGAACAUCAGCUACAGGGUUGGCUAUUGGAGCUACCAACUGUAUGGCACAAUUUUUGGGUAUAGUUGGGCCUCAAAUCUACCAAACCAAGUUUGGACCCAGUUAUCACGUGAGUUACGCGAUCUCUCUGGCGAUGUUGGUUAUCGCGACGGCUGCAAUCGUUGUAAGCUACUUCCUUACUAGAAAAACGUUAAGAGAACUAGAUGAAAAAGAGGCUUUGGAGGAAGACGACUCGGUUUCGGAGACUGCUUCUGAAAAUGUGGUUGUCUUGCACUCAGAAAAGGCAGCAUAA
Kuraishia capsulata CBS 1993 is the source of this 1473-nucleotide messenger RNA. RefSeq lists its product as uncharacterized. Gene Ontology annotation, molecular function: transmembrane transporter activity. Gene Ontology annotation, biological process: transmembrane transport. The transcript has a single exon. Lineage: Eukaryota; Fungi; Ascomycota; Pichiomycetes; Pichiales; Pichiaceae. The record is from RefSeq and is a predicted model, not a curated record. The coding region runs from base 1 to 1473 and encodes 490 amino acids. Gene Ontology annotation, cellular component: membrane.